AUGCAGUCAGCUGCGAGAAAUCAGACGGAGAUACAGUCCCAGAGGACAAAGCUUACGAACUCGUAUAAAGAGCUGCUGGAUGAAUUUUCUUCAAGCGACCUUCGCCAUGUAGGAAACUAUAGCUUGGGGCGACUCAUAGGGAAGGGCUCGUUUGGCAAGGUGUACCUGGCACACCAUAAGUUGACCAAUGGCUCGAAGGUCGUGCUCAAGUCCGCAAAGAAAGAUGAUACCAACCUUGCUCGGGAAAUACACCAUCAUCGCCAAUUCCUACAUCCACACAUUGCGCGAUUGUACGAGGUUAUAGUCACUGAGAAUCUGGUGUGGCUAGUGCUGGAAUACUGUCCAGGCGAUGAACUGUAUAAUUACCUCCUCAAGUCUGGGGCCAUGGAACCGGUAAAGGUUCAGAAAAUCUUCACACAGCUCGUAGGCGCAGUGUCGUAUGUACACAACAAGUCCUGUGUACAUCGAGACUUGAAACUGGAAAACAUUCUACUGGACAAGCACGAAAAUGUUAAGCUAGUCGACUUCGGGUUUACUCGCGAAUAUGAGGGCAAGGCGAGCUAUCUUCAGACUUGGUGCGGUACGGUUUGUUAUAGCGCCCCGGAGAUGCUAAAAGGCGAGAAGUAUGCGGGAGAGAAGGUGGAUGUCUGGAGUUUGGGCAUCAUUCUGUACGCGUUGCUGGCCGGUGAACUACCAUUCGAUGAAGACGACGAGAGUGCCACCAAGGUGAAGAUUCUCAAGGAUGAGCCAAGCUAUCCUGACACCUUCCCACCAGCAGCGAAGGAUCUCAUAUCUCAGCUACUGUCCAAGAGACCUAUCCUUCGACCCUCUCUAGCCGACAUUCUCCAAAACCCUUGGCUGGCUGAGCAUGCCCCUCAACAGCAGGCAAUAUUGAAGCUGCAACAACCGGCACCCUUUACCACAGACAUUGAAAAGGAAACCUUGCAGCGCAUGCGAAGUGCUGGUGUAGAUAUCGACACGGUCAUCGAGAAUGUGCUCGCGCAGCGCUGUGACCCUAUGGCUGGCUGGUGGGCAUUGCUGAUAGAGAAGGAGGAAAGGAAAGCGAAGAGAAAAGAGAGAAAGCGUAGGGAACGAGAGGCGGAGGCGAAGAGCUUACGGCGCCUUAGUGCGGCCAGCAGUGCGCUUGAUAGACUUGCGCCAACGAUAAAAGAAGCAGAUGAAGGCGAGCCUAUGAGCCCGAGGGAUGGUGCGCCCAGAAGUAGAGGCCGGAGUGCGAAGCGGAGAAGUGCCAAUUACGCAUCUGCAACGGUGCCAGACUUACCCAAGCUGCCUGAAAAGAACACACUUACUCCUGAGACAGAGAGUGUUCCACCACCUCCCCCUCCUGUAGAAAAGGAUGUAGUCCAUUCCAGGGCAUCGUCACGAUCAAGACCGUUACCGCCACCAAAGGAGAACCGGAGGUCCCGUAGCUCAAUGUUGAACGUGGUGCAGACAAAUCCAGAUCUUCUCUCCUCCAAUGGUUACGUUCCGAAAAGGAGGCGGAAAUAUCAAGGGCCCUUCUUUGAUCGAUUCGCAGCUCUCCGAAAUUGGUUUGACAAGGCCAAGAGUCGUUCUCCAGGGUCGAAGAACAAAACUUUGAAUGCUUUGGCAUCAUCGGAGCAAUCGAAGAACGGGUCUGACCUUGCGGCUCGCAGAAGGUCCGUGGCCCAAUCGAGUACUCCUCGCGUUGCAAACAUUCCCAACCGACCCGACCUGUAUAAGCGAACAUCCUACCCUUCACGGCCAAGAAUCACUACAGCUACUUCUUCUACGUCGGUCCGUGCGCGACAGUCACUUUCCCCUUCUCCGAUAACGCCCCGAGGCUCGUUUCGCCGUGCCUCUGGUCUACGAGGGCGUAAAUCAACCUCCAGCUCCGUGUCGUCUAUUCGGAGCCUCCACCACCAUCAAUAUAGCCAUUCAAAAGCUUCUUCAACGUCAUCAGCAUCCAUAGCAUCACCAUCAGUUUCGGCCUCCGGCAAGCAAUCUCGAGGAUCCCCACAUACAUCUGUUAAAGUUCUUCCAGCUAUCCCGACAGCAUCGUCUACCUUCCCUUCCAACAUCCGCCUGGUCCGUGGAUCAAGUGAAGCACAGUCAGCUUUUGGUGGACUACCGCCUCCCUCUCCAGGUCUCAUUUUCGCGAAACGGAAACGGAGCCCGUUCAAGGGGCCCAUGCUGAGUGUCAACACACAUAAUAGUCCGAGCUCGCUGCCGCAUCAUCACCAUCGAUCACAUCACACGCGGGAUGGUAGCGGUAGCCAGAACAGCCGCAGUGGUAGCAUACAGGGCCGACGGUCUGGCGAGGUCAUUCUAGAAGAGGAGGAUGAGGAAGAGCCGCUUGGGAGUAUGCCUCCAGGCAGAGCCAGUCUGCAAAGCAUGCGAGAGAUGGCCGAGGAAGAAGAACUAGAAGAAGACGAGGAAGAAGAGAUUGAAGAAGUCGAAGUUUUUAGUCCUGUGGAGGCUGGCAGUACGGUCGAGAUGCUGGUCGAGGAAGAGGGCGGGGAAGGGGAAGAGGAAGCAUUGUCAAAUGACGGUCCCACCAAAAGCAAGGGGAAGGACACCGCGCUAUGA
Messenger RNA from Pseudovirgaria hyperparasitica, 2568 nucleotides. Its product is annotated as Pkinase-domain-containing protein. Lineage: Eukaryota; Fungi; Ascomycota; Dothideomycetes; Acrospermales; Acrospermaceae. Gene Ontology annotation, biological process: intracellular signal transduction; protein phosphorylation. Bases 1 to 2568 code for a protein of 855 amino acids. The transcript has 6 exons. Gene Ontology annotation, molecular function: ATP binding; protein serine/threonine kinase activity. The record is from RefSeq and is a predicted model, not a curated record. Gene Ontology annotation, cellular component: cytoplasm.